Messenger RNA from Phaeodactylum tricornutum CCAP 1055/1, 1174 nucleotides. RefSeq lists its product with no specific name. NCBI's taxonomy places the organism in Eukaryota, Bacillariophyta, Bacillariophyceae, Surirellales, Neidiaceae. The record is from RefSeq and is a predicted model, not a curated record. The transcript has a single exon. Bases 1 to 963 code for a protein of 320 amino acids.
AUGGCCGACUCUCCUCCAAGCGAAGAUCUCUUUCUCACUAAAGAAGAUGAAACGAGUGAAGUUCCUUUACCGAAUUCAGGCCCUGCCUCUGAGCAUGAGAAUACAGCGUUGGUCGAAAACAUCAGUCGCGAAUCGGGGAAGCAGACUGAACGUGCUGUCGCCGAUGCCCUAAGUGAGGUGAAUGAGACAACAGAGGCCGAUGGAUCAGAGGAAAGCAAAGGAUCUGAAGGCGAGAAAGAUUUGAAACGCUCGCCGGCAGAAAUUGGAGAGGCUGAAUGUGAAGUUGGAGCAAAGAAGACGAAAAUUGACGAUUCCGACCAGACCCAACCUGCUGAAGAGAAAGACAACGAGGAUGGCCCUGCCCCUGUCGUUGCAAGUAAGGAAGGAAUCAACUUCUUCCAUGACGCGGAUGUUCUUUCAGGUCGGGGUGGGGGGACCAACGUUCAUCCUGGAAAUCGGAACUUCCGUGACAUGAUCAACCUUCAUCGCAGAGCUUACCUUAAGGCUCGUAAGAACGACAAGCCUGCCAUCUCCCGCGCAAUUGUCCGUUCUAUACGUGAAAGCAAAGGCAAGUUCCUCAAGAAGGAUGAAAAAACUGGGCUUUGGUUUGAGAUUGGAGACGACGCCGCACGCGAAAAAACCAGUCAGGCCCUGCGCCAACGUGCUCCGGAGAUGCGCAAGCUUCUUUUCGAUACUGAGCGUGAAGAAGCUCGUGCUGUCGCGGAAGAGCAUCUUCGCCAACAGCGCAUGUACAUGGGGAUACCACCGAAUCAAGAAAUGAUGCAAAACAUGGGCAUACCCCCGGGCAUGGCUCCAAAUCCCAUGUUUGCCAACCCAGCGUUGUUUGCGCAGAUGCAGAAGAAUGGCAUGCCCAUGCCUCAAGGCCCAGAAGCUUACUCCCACAUGUUCUCCGCAGCGCUUAUGCAAAAUGGCAUGAAUCGCUUCACUUCCAACGGAACCUGAAAUGAAUCUGACUUCUUCUUGUGAUCGUAGGGGAAUGGGGCAGGUUUGCCCUUGGGGUCUGUAAUCGAAAACAGGACUACCACUUUAACAAGGAGUUUUGGAAAGCUAUCAUGUGGCAGCCUGUUCUUGUGUCGUUAUACAAUAUAGGUUCGCUAGUGACUCACUUGAAAUCAAACUCGUGUAUAGUAUUUUCAAAUUUUUUUGACGUAUA